GCGCUGGGGGAAAAUCCCAGCCGGUCUGCACCAUGGGGAAGAAGCAGCUGCACCAGGAGACUCCAAACUGUGAGCUCAAAUCCUAUUCUACAAACACAAACACUCAGCUGUCUGCCAUGGUGUUGGGUCCUGAAGAGAAGAUACCAGAUGAUGGUGCCUCUGGAGACCAUGGGGACUCUGCCAGUCUUGGUGCCAUCAACCCUGCCUAUAGUAACUCCUCACUUCCACUGUCUACUGGGAACUCAGAGGAGCCCUUCACCACCUACUUUGAUGAGAAGAUCCCCAUUCCUGAGGAGGAGGAGUACUCUUGUUUUAGCUUUCGCAAACUCUGGGCAUUCACGGGACCCGGCUUUCUUAUGAGCAUUGCCUAUCUGGAUCCAGGAAACAUUGAAUCUGACCUGCAGUCUGGGGCAGUGGCUGGAUUUAAGUUGCUCUGGAUCCUCCUGUUUGCCACCAUUGUGGGGCUGCUGCUCCAACGGCUUGCAGCUAGACUAGGUGUGGUCACUGGGCUGCAUCUUGCUGAAGUAUGUCACCGUCAGUAUCCAAAGGUCCCAAGAAUCAUCCUGUGGCUGAUGGUGGAGUUGGCCAUCAUUGGCUCUGACAUGCAGGAAGUCAUUGGCUCAGCCAUUGCCAUCAAUCUCCUGUCUGUAGGAAGAGUUCCCCUGUGGGGUGGAGUGCUUAUCACCAUUGCGGACACUUUCGUGUUUCUCUUUUUGGACAAAUAUGGCUUGCGGAAGCUAGAAGCAUUCUUUGGCUUUCUCAUCACUAUCAUGGCCCUCACAUUUGGAUAUGAGUAUGUUACAGUGAAGCCCGACCAGAGCCAGGUGCUCAGGGGCAUGUUCGUGCCAUCCUGUUCAGGCUGUGGAACCCCACAGAUUGAGCAGGCCGUGGGCAUCGUGGGAGCUGUUAUCAUGCCACACAACAUGUACCUGCACUCUGCCUUAGUCAAGUCUAGACAAGUAAACCGGGCCAAUAAGCAGGAAGUCCGAGAAGCCAAUAAGUACUUUUUCAUUGAAUCGUGCAUUGCUCUCUUUGUUUCCUUCAUCAUCAACGUCUUUGUCGUCUCAGUCUUUGCUGAAGCAUUUUAUGGGAAAACCAACGAGCAGGUGGUCAGUGUCUGUAAAAACAGUAGCAGUCCCUAUGUUAACCUCUUUCCUGACGAUAAUUCAACUCUUGCUGUGGAUAUCUACAAAGGGGGCGUCGUGCUGGGGUGUUACUUUGGGCCUGCCGCACUCUAUAUCUGGGCCGUGGGGAUCCUGGCUGCAGGACAGAGCUCCACCAUGACAGGAACCUAUUCCGGUCAGUUUGUCAUGGAGGGAUUCCUGAACCUAAAGUGGUCACGUUUCGCUCGAGUGAUUCUCACACGUUCUAUUGCCAUCAUCCCCACUCUGCUCGUUGCUGUCUUCCAAGAUGUAGAGCAUCUGACAGGGAUGAAUGACUUCCUGAAUGUUCUGCAGAGCUUACAGCUUCCUUUUGCUCUCAUUCCCAUCCUCACAUUCACGAGCUUGCGCCCAGUAAUGAGUGAGUUUUCCAAUGGAAUAGGCUGGAGGAUUGCAGGUGGAAUCUUAGUCCUUCUCAUCUGUUCCAUCAACAUGUACUUUGUACUGGUUUACGUGCAGGAGUUAGGGCACGUGGCGUUGUAUGUGGUGGCCGCAGUAGUUAGUGUGGCUUAUCUAUGCUUUGUGUUCUACUUGGGCUGGCAGUGUUUGAUUGCACUGGGCAUGUCCUUCCUGGACUGUGGGCGCACGUACCACCUGGGAUUGACAGCGCAGCCUGAACUCUACCUUCUGAACAACAUGGAUGCUGACUUCUUUGUGUCUAGAUGACUAAGAGCCUGAGAGACUAUCUAAGAACACUUUGUCUAAGCCCUUCUAACGUAUCUCUGUUAGUUCAGAGGUGAGUUUUGUUCAAGCAUUUUGAACAAAGGCAAAGAUUUCCUCAUGGGAACAAGGGAAAGAGCUGGCAGCUGUAAGCAUAGGUCACAGACCCGCCCACCUCCCAAGUCUUACACCAGCCAGAGUUAAAGGACUGUGCCAGCCACGCGCUCCUGAGCACCCUGUGCCUGACUUCUAGGGUCGCAAAAGUACGCAUGGAUAUGUAUGUAAGCCUGAACAUAGAUGUUUGGGUGGAAUUUCAAGGUUAUAUAAAACAGAUAUUUUUAAAUUAUAUAUUGUUCAUAUAAGCCAGGCAUAUAUGUGUGUGUGUGUUUGUGUGUAUUUCAUGUAAAUUACUUGUUUUAUCUGGAUACAAAUGAGAAAGGAAAGGAAGUAAUGUUUUUUCAUAAUGAACUCAUCAAAUCAACUAUCUUUUAACUGGUACUAGGACUUGUUUUGUUGUUUCCAAGAUAGGGUCUCACUCUACACCAGGCUGACCUGGAACUCACUCUGUAGAGCGCCAAGCUGGUCUCAAACUCAGACAUCUCCUACCUCAGCCUCCCAAGUGCUGGGAUUAAAGGCAUGGACCACCAUCUUCGGCAAGGACAUCAUUUUGACAGGGAACAUUUAUUCUGCUUGGUGGUCAUAUAAUUUUGGUUAUAGACUGCUUUAAAAAAAUUUUUUUAUCAUUUAAUUUUUUUCAAGGCAGGGUCUCACUCUAGCUCAGGCUGACCUGGAAUUCACCAUAUAGUCUCAGGGUGGCCUUGAACUAAA
This is a messenger RNA of Jaculus jaculus (lesser Egyptian jerboa), 2648 nucleotides long. It is a transcript of the gene Slc11a2, whose product is annotated as solute carrier family 11 member 2. Gene Ontology annotation, molecular function: iron ion transmembrane transporter activity; manganese ion transmembrane transporter activity; cadmium ion transmembrane transporter activity. The coding region runs from base 33 to 1826 and encodes 597 amino acids. The record is from RefSeq and is a predicted model, not a curated record. Gene Ontology annotation, cellular component: plasma membrane. NCBI's taxonomy places the organism in Eukaryota, Metazoa, Chordata, Mammalia, Rodentia, Dipodidae. The transcript is spliced from 17 exons. Gene Ontology annotation, biological process: metal ion transport.